This is a messenger RNA of Neoarius graeffei (lesser salmon catfish), 2583 nucleotides long. RefSeq names its product CD276 antigen-like. Lineage: Eukaryota; Metazoa; Chordata; Actinopteri; Siluriformes; Ariidae. The transcript has 6 exons. Bases 1331 to 1912 code for a protein of 193 amino acids. The record is from RefSeq and is a predicted model, not a curated record. Gene Ontology annotation, cellular component: external side of plasma membrane. Gene Ontology annotation, biological process: cellular response to lipopolysaccharide; immune response; negative regulation of T cell proliferation.
CACACUUCUGGUCGGUAGGUGGCGGUAAUGUACCCAGGUGACUGGAUGAUGAAGAAGAAUUUAAAUCACCUGGCGGUUCAAGUAAACAGGCAAGUUCUACACUCCUUGUUAUUACAGUCGCAAAUAUAUAUAUUUGUUGUUUUUAAAAUUGUUUGCAGGUACUGUAUAAAUCUAAGUUUAAAUAUAGGCUGUUAUGAGUUUCAGUGGAUCAUUCAUUAGCAUUGCAUUUUUAUUAUUUGUCGGGUGGACAGGAAUAUGUGGUUGAUCAGAUCUAAGACAACAUAUGAUGUAGAGUUUCCAUGAAAAUAUAAAUUUUCUCAUCCGCAUGUGAUUUCGUUGCUUAUAGUGGUUAUUUUCUGCAGUUAUUCUUCUGCAAUGCACAGUGAGUUUUUAGAAACCAGAACCAGAGAAGACAAGAUGUUCCUACUUGGGGAUGUCUGUAUAAACAUGCACAGCUCUGAAAUACACAAACAGAGACUCAUUUAAAGGUUUUACUGAAGAAAAUGAUUUGCUCUGCAGUCCUGAGCUCACAGGGGACACAAGUGGCAGCGAGAGCGAGAGAUUUACGCUUUUGCUCUUUUAAUUCCUUCUUUAAACUGAUUGAUUUCCUUUCUAAUCUGGAAUGUUGGUGUAUUUGCUCUACAGCGGAGCAGCAGCGGCCACCAUUAGGCUUUUAGUUCAUAGUGUUAGUUUGUAUAGCCGACUUCUACACCUGUCCUGUCUGUAUAUUUCCUCAAAUAAAUCAAUAAAUCUCCACCCUCGGGGGGUAAAGGGUCCGUUUGGAGAGAGUUACCGAGUUGCAGUGAGACAUUAGAGCUGUAUAAAGCUGACCAGGGUGGGAUUGAAGAUGGCGGCGGCCCCUCUCUGUCCCGAUAAUGUGGUGUUUACAUGUUUGUCUUCGUCGGUGUGCUCGAGUGAUGGUAUGUUUUUGUCGCGUUUGUCCGUCCCGAGGCGCACAUACAGCCCUGGGACUCUUUUUGACAUUGGUAACACUUUUUUUUUUUUCUGUAAGUUAAACCCGGCACACGCUAAGGAGCUACUGUAUAUGUUCUCGGCCUACUCCGGCGGCCCGCUUUGACAUCGACCUCCAUUACUGCUGCACACCUGCAGAGGAAGCCCCGUAGGCGGUGCGAGAGGAGGCAGAAGCGGGGGUAUCCGAGCCAGGCUAAUGGCUAAUCCACACAAGCCGGCUAUUGAGUUUCACGGUGCUGAAGGAACGAUGAAAUAAAAGUGAAUGCACCCGUUUCGAGACUCCAUCUGCCUUUUCUUCCGAGGGCUGCUACACUCUGGAGAAAGGUCAUUAAUUUGAACUCUCGUCUCUGAAGAGAAGAUGAAAAGAAGUUGCUCGAGCGUUAUUGUGUACCAUGGUUUGUUUUUCUGCAGAACCUGGCUCAGUUUGCUCUUCAUAUUUCUGAUAGACAAAGUGUCGGGGCAGAUCACCACAGUUGAAGCUGUUAUAGGAGGCUCUGUGAUCUUAUUGUGUUCAGCCAGUCGCUAUGAAAAGGACAUGCUCUGGCGAUAUGAUAACACCAAGACAGUGUACGACAUCCUCGGCGGUAAAGAGAAUUUUCAUGACCAGGAUUCAGCGUACAGCGGCAGAGUCGAAGGUUUUCAAUCGGUGUUCACAAAAGGGAAUUACUCCAUCAGAUUAAGUGAUGUGAAACACACUGAUGCAGGAAUUUACAGUUGCCACAUCCCUGGCUCCAGGACUCUCCAAGUAGAACUGAAGGUUCAAGCAGAGUCUUCAGACAGAGCUCCACAGCCCACAAUUGCAGAAACGAGCCGAGGAGCGAGAAGACGGUGUGACACUCGUUUGCUUUUCUCUGCAGCUCUGUUGGGACUGAGUGUAUGGUUUUUGUUUGAGCAUUUGAGUUUUGAUCAUUUGGUAGAACACCUACACCUUUCUUUCUGAUAAAUGUUUAUCUCUAUGUACAUUAUAAACACAUCGAAAAACUCUAUGGGCGCUGUGUGCGACGGCUGCCUCUCCAGUAGCUCUGUAGUUUUUAGCACUUUAAGUAGGGGUGGGCGGUUUGCACGGUAUGAUACCGUAUGCGGUAUUUUUUGACCAACGGUAGAGAGUUUGUGUCGUAGCGUGUACCGCGAUAGCUCAUUGCCACCUCUAGUUGGCAGUAAUGCAUAGUUUGAACGCCCGCCUGGCUGCUUCGAAGAAGAACAACAACAAUGGCGGCGAGUAGUGAAGAGACGGCAGCAGAGGAAGAGCUCGUGAAAAAAGUCGGCGCAACAUCAGUAAUCUGGACAUGGUUUGGAUUUAAAGUGACAGAUAUUAAACAAGAAAAUGUUAUCUGCAAGAUAUGCCGGGCGACAGUGAUCGCAAGACACGGUAACACAAGCAAUCUGUUCAACCACCUCAAGACUAACCACUAUGGUUCACUUUAUACUUGCCUUGAAGUGUGCUACUAAUUGGCACUAAAGCUGUUUAAAAGCUUGGUUCUGCAUCUCAGUUGAUUAUUUUUGCACUCAGAAAAGUACUUUACAAUUUUGUGUCUAUGAGGAAUUCGAGGAGUUUAUUUGAGGAACUUUACCUAUUCUUAGUUUUUUAAAAUAUAAAUAUUCUUUUUUAUA